AUGGAUACCCCCAAGGUGGAGCCAAUGGCCGUGAUCGGAAUUGGAUGCCGAUAUCCUGGAGGUAUUAGAACCGUCCAGGAGUUCUGGGAUGCAAUUAGAAAUGAAUCAGACAUGAUAUUAGAAGUUCCGCCCGAUAGGUUUAACAUUCACGCAUUUCAUAAUCCCACUUCCCAGAAUAAAGGCCGGAUCAACAAUAUCAGGGGCGGUUUUCUGGAUGAUAUCGACUAG
Trichophyton rubrum CBS 118892 is the source of this 228-nucleotide messenger RNA. RefSeq lists its product as uncharacterized. Gene Ontology annotation, biological process: fatty acid biosynthetic process. The coding region runs from base 1 to 228 and encodes 75 amino acids. NCBI's taxonomy places the organism in Eukaryota, Fungi, Ascomycota, Eurotiomycetes, Onygenales, Arthrodermataceae. The transcript has a single exon. The record is from RefSeq and is a predicted model, not a curated record. Gene Ontology annotation, molecular function: fatty acid synthase activity.